CCGCCUGGAGAAGCGACCCCCCGCCCGGUCUCUGCUGAUCAUUGGCGGAAAAACAUUUCAAAAUGUCCGCCAAAAUCCAGAGAGGGCCGCCCUCUGCUUCUCUGCUGGAAACCUCUUCUCUGAUUGGUUUGUGUGUCAAGAACCCUCCGCGGACUUAAAAAGGAGGGUUUCGGUUGUAUUGCCACUUUCAUUUCUCUAAACGCAUCUAACGAUGAGUGGCAGAGGGAAAACCGGAGGAAAAGCCAGAGCUAAGGCAAAGACCCGCUCCUCUCGUGCUGGGCUCCAGUUCCCAGUCGGUCGUGUUCACAGGCUGCUGCGUAAAGGGAACUACGCGCAGCGGGUCGGUGCCGGCGCCCCCGUCUACCUGGCGGCGGUGCUGGAGUACCUGACCGCUGAGAUCCUGGAGUUGGCUGGAAACGCUGCUCGCGACAACAAGAAGACUCGUAUCAUCCCCCGUCACCUGCAGCUGGCUGUCCGCAACGACGAGGAGCUCAACAAACUGCUGGGCGGAGUGACCAUCGCUCAGGGCGGCGUGCUGCCCAACAUCCAGGCGGUCCUGCUGCCCAAGAAGACCGAGAAGGCCGCCAAGUCCAAGUAAACAUGGAGACUCUCUGUCUGCUGGAACCAGCACCAAAAAGGCUCUUUUAAGAGCCAAACACUCAUCUGAUAAAGAUCUCGGUUUCUUCUCUCCC
Messenger RNA from Anoplopoma fimbria (sablefish), 692 nucleotides. Its product is annotated as histone H2A. The transcript has a single exon. The record is from RefSeq and is a predicted model, not a curated record. The coding region runs from base 212 to 598 and encodes 128 amino acids. Gene Ontology annotation, cellular component: nucleosome. Gene Ontology annotation, molecular function: protein heterodimerization activity; DNA binding; structural constituent of chromatin. Lineage: Eukaryota; Metazoa; Chordata; Actinopteri; Perciformes; Anoplopomatidae.